UCUCACAGUCAACAUUUCCACACUCUGGUCAUUCAUAUGUUUCUUAGACUAUUGUGCACAAAGUAAGGUUGAUACAUGCACUAAAGAGGCUACAUUUAACAUUCAAUUACCAAUUAAUGUUUCUUGUUUUUUUUUUUGUCUUUGGCAGUUAUGUCGAGUCAUUCUUCAUUUCCCUGACCUCCAUUGAGCAGGACCUUCAGUACAAUAUGGUGUCCAUGAAUCUGAACCAAUCACAAAUCAUUCAGCUCCAAAACAUCACAACCUACAGUAAAGCCCAUUGCAACUCAGGAAAGGUGACAACCCUGAAAUGUCUAGAGUGUGGCUCCAGACCUAAGCACUUAACUCGUAUCGUUGGAGGAAACAUCUCCCAGCCAGGCCAGUUUCCCUGGCAGGUUAGCCUUCAUUUCAGCAGUGAACACCUCUGUGGAGGUUCUAUCAUAACAUCACGUUGGAUUGUCACAGCAGCACACUGUGUGUUUGGAUUUGCAGACCCUUCCUUGUGGGUAGUCCAUGUGGGAGAGAUAGAGCAACCAGUCCAUGGAGCCCUGUCUCUUGCAGUGGAGCAAAUCAUACAUCAUGCUCGUUAUCACCCCAAAGGACUGGAUUAUGAUGUUGCACUUGUGAAACUCACCAAGCACCUUGUUUUCAAUGGACUUGUUGAGCCUAUCUGCCUGCCUAAUUAUGGGGAAGAAUAUGACGAGGGUACCAUGUGCUGGAUCUCUGGAUGGGGAGCAACGGAGGACAAAGGAGAGACCAGUGUGGUUUUGCAAUCUGCUAUGGUGCCCCUCCUGUCCACAAAGACCUGUAACCAGCCACAGGUUUACCAGGGCUUCAUCUCACCAUGGAUGAUCUGUGCAGGAUACUUGGGGGGAGGAACAGACUCCUGUCAGGGGGAUAGUGGGGGUCCUCUUGCUUGUGAAGACUCAUCUCUAUGGAAGCUGGUGGGGACAACGAGCUGGGGCAUUGGCUGUGCUAUAAGAAACAAGCCAGGCGUAUACACCAGGAUCACACAGUCACUUCACUGGAUCCGGCAACAGAUGGAGAGAGAAGACGGUCCUAACUAACCCAGCAACUGAAUCACCUUUUCGAUGGAGACUGCAAUCCCUUUGAUAUAGAGUAAAUGAUGCAAUUAGUUUAGAUAUUCUUUCUAUUCUAUUCCAAAAUAAAAAGCUCUAAGUCAAACCAGGCAAGACAAAACAUGAUGCUUUAUAAAAAGAAAAACAGGCAUGGAAAGAGAUGUUUGCAUUCCCACAUCUUGGGUUUUCCUGGACAUAUUAGGAAACUAUCUCUUACUCAGAAAAGUAAACACACACAGGCGCACGCACGCACACAGAACUCACAUAGGCGCACGUGCACACACAGGCACACACAUGCACACACACUAGGGAUGGGCGGUAUGCAUCGUUUGCAAAAUGAUCGUGAAUGUUGUUUUACCGAUGUGUAAUUUUUCCAGAUAUGGAGUUUUCUUUUUUAAGUCGCCAAUAAUCAAUAAAGUGCAGCGCCAGUG
Molecule: messenger RNA, 1507 nt
Organism: Syngnathus acus (greater pipefish)
Lineage: Eukaryota; Metazoa; Chordata; Actinopteri; Syngnathiformes; Syngnathidae
Gene: tmprss3a
Product: transmembrane serine protease 3a
Exons: 8
Coding region: 117-1064 (315 amino acids)
Biological process (GO): proteolysis
Molecular function (GO): serine-type endopeptidase activity
Source: RefSeq, a predicted model, not a curated record